AUGGAUGGAACAAAAUCUCCAAAGGCAACUCUGUUUGCAGUUAGCACAAUACUUCUUAUCUUAACCGUGAACGGCCAAUCAGGCUGUGACACGCACAGAUUCGCCAAUAACAUCGCUUUCACUCAAUGCUCUCCCCUCCAGUUCCUCGGCUCGUUCCUCCACUGGACCUACAACGACCAAAACGGUACCGUUUCAGUAGCCUUUCGUCACCCAGGAACCUCUUCUUCUUCUUGGAUUGCUUGGGGACUUAACCCAGGUGGGCCUCAGAUGUCGGGGACACAAGCUCUCGUCGCCUACACAAAUUCCAGUGGCCAAUUCCAAGCUUAUACCUCUCCAGUAAAUGGUUAUGCCACACAGCUCGAACCCGGGAACCUUAGUUUCGGUGUGAGCCGCAUCUCGGCGACUUUGGUCAACGGUGAGGCUACGAUCUUUGCGACUCUUGAGUUGCCGGCGAAUUUGAUCACGACCAACCAGGUUUGGCAGGUGGGGCCUGUCGCGAAUGGUGUUCCUGGGAUUCAUCAACAGACGGGAGAUAAUAUGAGAUCGAUCGGUCGGAUCGAUUUCCGGUCGGGACAGUCAUCGGCUACCGGUGGUGGUUCUGGUGACAGGUUGAAGAAGAGAAAUACUCACGGAAUACUAAAUGCGGUAAGCUGGGGAGUGCUAAUGCCGCUGGGAGCAAUGAUGGCUCGAUACAUGAAAGUCUUCACCGACCCAACAUGGUUCUACCUCCACAUCGCAUUCCAAGUCUCCGGUUAUGUCAUCGGCGUAGCCGGUUGGGCCACCGGAAUCAAGCUUGGCAAUGACUCACCAGGCACAUCUUACUCAACACAUCGUAACCUUGGAAUCGCACUCUUCACAUUUGCUACACUUCAAGUAUUUGCUCUGCUUCUACGUCCAAAGCCAGACAACAAGUAUCGGUUCUACUGGAACGUGUACCAUCACACCGUUGGUUACACAACUAUCAUCCUCUCUAUUAUCAACAUCUUUAAAGGGUUCGAUAUUUUGGACCCGGCUGAUAAAUGGCGUUGGGCUUAUAUUGGAAUCCUCAUCUUUCUUGGUGCUUGCGUCUUGAUUCUUGAGCCACUUACUUGGUUCAUCGUUCUUCGCCGUAAGAGCCGUGCAGGGAACACGGUUGCUGCACCGACUACAAGCAAAUAUUCUAAUGGCGUCAAUGGUACCACCACUGGACCGCAUCACCAGGACGCCUAG
This is a messenger RNA of Thlaspi arvense, 1209 nucleotides long. NCBI's taxonomy places the organism in Eukaryota, Viridiplantae, Streptophyta, Magnoliopsida, Brassicales, Brassicaceae. The record is from the annotation of a GenBank genome assembly.